This is a messenger RNA of Saprolegnia diclina VS20, 1893 nucleotides long. RefSeq lists its product as hypothetical. Lineage: Eukaryota; Oomycota; Saprolegniomycetes; Saprolegniales; Saprolegniaceae. The coding region runs from base 1 to 1893 and encodes 630 amino acids. The record is from RefSeq and is a predicted model, not a curated record. The transcript has 8 exons.
AUGGAGGACGACGAUUGCUACGGGUUUGGGUCCUACGACGACGUCUUCUCGGCGCCGCCGGGCGCGCAAGGGCAGGAAGCCGCCCCCGAAGAGAUCACGUCGGCGCUCACGCCACGCUCGCGGAAGCUCGUGGACGUGACGUCGCCCGUCUCGGCGGCUGCCAUUGGCACGUACUUGAUGGACGCCGGGUAUUUUGUCGCGAGCAGCGCCAUUGCGACACCGCGCUUCCACGGACACCACAUUGGCCUCAAGAUCAAGCGCAAUGGGAAGCUCGUCGCGUUUAGCUUCCCGGACGCGGGCGACAUGGUCGCUGCGAGCGUGGUCGAAGCGGGCGCUGCCGUCUCUGUUCUGGGCGAGCUCUUCCUCGAUGACACGACCUUGUUGUGGAAGCCAGCGCACUACGCCGACGCCAAGGCGUCCGCCUCGGGCCACAUGUACGGCUCCGACCGCUACAGCCUUCAGCUACCGCGCGGCCACGUGCGCGGUGCCCAGAGCGCACGCGUGCAGAACGUCAUGUCGGCGCUUGUCGUGACCAUCGAGACGUUCGACAUUGCGUUCGAGUUUACCUUUAUGCCGGGUCCAUACUCCAAGCCGUCCAAGUGCAACGAGCUUCUCGACCUCCUCACCCCAACCGCCUCCUCGCCCCAAGCAGCGCCGCUCGCAACACCGUCAAAGAAAGCAUCGCCGCUUCUCUCGCAGACGCCGCCCAUGCGCACGCCCCAGCGCCGCUUGUCCAGCGCAAGGUCGCCAGUGCCCAUGUGGAGCAGUCCCCAUCACCUCUCGCGCGAUGCCGUCGACGAACGUAAUGCGCUGGUCCGGGCAUACCUCGCACUGCCCCGCGGCUCUGCCGAGGCCCUUGACGCGGCCGCUACGAUUCAGGACAAGUACGGAUACCCGAUCGGUCCCGUCGCCGGCGCGUCCUUCCUUGAUGACAAGGACUACCGGCGGGACACGGUCGCGCGACUCGCCGAGACGGUCGAGCGCAUGAAGCGCGUAUGGAAGGCCGAGGAGGUGCUACUCGAGCAGCAAACGCACGUGCGGAGUUCGCGGUCGGGUGACCACGACAUUACCUAUUUGGAUACCAACACGAGCCACUUUAUCACGCCAAAAGAGUACGAAGUGCGCUACAAGCAGCAGAUCCAGGCGUCAACGCCAGUCGUGCUCACGUCGUCGUCCUUGGCCGUCCAUCCUCCAACGCUACUGGAUGCAAGCGCGAGUUGCAUCGUGGACGCCCAGUUCUUUGAGCGCGAAACGCCACUGCUCACGCUGCCCGAGACUGUCCCCAGUGCGCUCAUGGACGAAGCGACCAGCAAACUGCGCGGAUACGAAGCGCGGAUCGAUUGCGCGACCAACGAGCUGUACCAAGCGAUUGCCAAGCUCACGCACCAGCACUACACCACCGUCCGGUCCAUCGAGGACGAGUAUGCGCAGUACAUUAGUAGCCUCGGCGUCCAACUGCCCGUGCGGCUUGAUGCGUCGCGGCCACCCAACAAGAGGCGUCGACGCAGCAUCCUGACGUCGCCGUCACAGGGCGAAUCGAUCAGCGACCCGCAAGCGACCAGCGACCUCGAGGCGGCGCAAGACGAAGAGAGUGCAAAGCGGCAACGGCGGCUCAGCACCGACCUCCCGACCAUGGCCGAGCUCGACGACGCGGCCGAGUCGUCCAACGUCGUCGCGGCCCCGUCCCCACUGUGCUUGGAGGAGGACGCCGAUUUGAACCUGUGCAAUCUCUGCUUUGACGAGCGCGUGGCCAUCGUGCUCAAGCCGUGCGGACACGAAAUGUGCAACCAGUGCUGGGGCAAGCUCCAAGCGUCGCACGUGCACGAGUCUGGCGCGAUCCAGUGCCCGUGGGACCGGGAGACGGUCGAGCCGCAAGUCGUCGUCGCGCCUUGA